Leptosia nina is the source of this 1011-nucleotide messenger RNA. The record is from the annotation of a GenBank genome assembly. NCBI's taxonomy places the organism in Eukaryota, Metazoa, Arthropoda, Insecta, Lepidoptera, Pieridae.
AUGUACAUUUUUCUGCUUUUACUCGUUAAAGUAAGCUGUGAGUGGGUCGAGAUCUCUCAAAACUAUUACAGACAGGACCCACCGAGACUUAAACAAAAAGUAAUAGAAGAAGUAGAAUAUAGAAACCAAACAAUGACGCCGCAGUGGAAUAGAGCGACGAUAAAUAAAGUUUCAAACGUCGGUAACAUACAAAGGGUGCCUUAUGCAAGUGUUAAAUCACCGUAUGUUCGUCCCAACUCAGAGAAGACAUCCCCAGGCUUUUCGCCAACUGAAUCUUCCAAAACUGGAAUAACUAGCUCAAGACCGCUCUCUUCUCUUCAAGCUGAUAACUUGGACAUGGAAAGAAUUCACACACGAAAUGAAGUCACGUAUAAAAACUCCUCCAUAUUUGAGAAGCCGAAACUUAACAAUUUGGAUAAUACAUUUGCCACUCUCCCUGAUUUAGAUGAAAGUAAAAGGGAAGAUCUAAGUGAUAAAAUUACACGACAUAAUAUUCUUAAUGGACCAUCAACGAUAAAGCAUGAAUUAAAUAGCACCAGAUCUCACCACGUCAAUAAAGGUACAAUAAAUAAAAUACAAUAUUCUGAUAAACAAUUAAAUGACGCUCCGAUUCCGCAAGAAAAUAAAUUGGAGGGUAUUUGGAAAGCUGUUAAACUCGUCGCUGAUACAAUAUCGAAGCACAGCCGAAAGAGUUUAAAAAGUAAGGUUCGAUAUCUCGAAAACUUGCGGAAGAUUAUUAUGACGAGUGUCGAAGACAAAGUAGACCUUGUGUGGCCCGAUGAUGCAGUGCCACGUAGGGUAUCCCGUUCAUCUGAAUCUCGGGGUCACGUCGAGAUACCCUCUUCCGAGGGUGCACUAAUGACGAUAUCCUUUUUAACUUUUGCUGUGUUCCUCAUAAAAUUAGUCCUGCAAGUAAUCCACACAUACAAGCAGAAGGCUAUGAUGGUCACUCCAACUGUGGUUGCUGCUGUGGGCCGAGCUUCAAGAGUAAUCAAGCAGAAUCCUCACUAA